Molecule: messenger RNA, 819 nt
Organism: Epithele typhae
Lineage: Eukaryota; Fungi; Basidiomycota; Agaricomycetes; Polyporales; Epitheliaceae
Exons: 4
Coding region: 1-819 (272 amino acids)
Source: RefSeq, a predicted model, not a curated record
AUGGCCAAGCCCUCUCUAGGGUGCGUCUACAACACACCAACAUGGCUCAAUCCCGCCUUGGAACUAUCUGACGAGGUGGACGUGGAGAAGAGAAAGGCCAUAGCCCUCAACACCGCCGCGGCCUUCGUCGAAUCGUCUCGCAUAGACUUCGGCUACGCCGAACUGUUCGUCGACAUCUCCCCUGAUCCCGCCCGCGACGCAUUCACCGAUCCUCCGAAGGGCUCAGUGAACGAAGCGGAUCGCGAACUGCUAUCAUUCUCACCCAGUGAACGCAAGCACCAUGCCAUCCACGAUCUUUUCGGUCAACACGCAUCCUACGUCACAGAGAUCUUCGACCGUCAGCCUCGUUGGUUCCUCUUCACUGUCAGCGUCCACGGCUCGCGUGCUCGCCUUCUCCGAUGGGAUCAUGCUGGAUGUGUCGUCGCGGAGGGUUUCGAUAUGCGUAGGCAUCCGGACAUCUUAUGCGAGUUCAUCUGGCGAUUUUCGCAGACAACCGACUCCGGACGGGGACACGAUAUUUCCGUCAAGCUCGCUGUGGAGACUGAGCAUGAGAUUUUCGCUGGUGCUAUCCGCAAGUAUCUUCGACUUCAAAUCGCCGAUCACCAGGACCUGGAGAAGGCUCUCCGACAACACUAUGUCCCGGGACGCGUUUACGCCACGGAUGUCCUCCACUUCCGUUUCUCGGCUUCGGAGGAGAACACGCGCAGGUUUCUUUUCUCCCGCCCCGCGACUUCGGCGACCUCCCUGUGGUUUUCAUCAAAGACACCUGGCGACAUGGCGGGGCAGAAGAAGUGGAAGGAGAAACUUUGCGUUGUCUGA